AAAUCCAUAGCUGGUGCUCACUGAACCGCAGUCGUUCAUUUUGUGAGUUCAUGCGUUCUAGCACCAGCUGCACAGUUUGUCUGUCGAUUUCACAACAAAACCCGCGAAGUCGUUACCAGACAGUAAAUAAAUCAAAUUUCUUUAAUUUGUUUUGUGAACUUUACUAAACAAACUAAAAGUGCUAUUAAAGAAGGUUUUUGUUUUUCGUUAUAAUUGUUACAUGUUACAGCUAUGAGCGAAGAAAAUACGCCAACGGCGAAUAAAACUCCGUUCCGUAGGCUUGGUCUAGUCAGAAGUAUUAAAAAAUCAGGAUCUACAAGCACGCCGGUGAGUAGGGAAGUAUUGAGCACGCCCAUAUCAGCCCUUGGAAGCAAUCCCAACUUCGACAAGAAUGUUUCGUCAGAGAGCAGUCCCAGCCCUCUCACCCAUCAAAUGCGACCCAUUAAGAGCACCUGUUCAGAUGGUACUAGCGAUCCGGAGGACAACGUUGAAGUCGCAGCACCGGUGACGCCCAUCAACAUCAGGGCAAGCUCCAAGAAAACGCGCCUCUCGCUAAGCCAAAGUUGGAGAAAUAGGAUAACGCAGAAAAAGGAGCUACAAAACAUCAAACGACGAAAAUUGAUGGAUGAGGUGGAAAAGUGCGAGGAAGUUGAAGAAACCAGAAGCUGUGUUCCACCGGACAGAGAUCCGUGCAUAGCACUGGCAACAACCUCAAGUGAGGGCGUUGAUAAAUUGAAGCCAUCGAGUAUAAAACAACAAAUUCAGGAGGUUAAGGAAAGCAUCUCGAUAUGGAGGACUGGCUGCAUUGAGGCGUUGAACGAUCUACAAACAAGACGCGGCACCGGAGACAUGGAAUCAUUGCUGAAUAUGCUGCAAAUACCGUUCGAGUUGGUCAACUUUGAUCGUGAGGCGCAGGAAUUUCUUGAUCCAGAUUGAAAAAAAGCUGGACAGGUAAUUUUGUUUGUUAUUUUCUUUCAUAUUUAUUUUUUUCUCAAAAUUAUAUUACUGAUCUCGUUGUUCGACAUCGUGUACUUUUCAGUAGAGUAGAUGUAAAUACCUAUUGUAGCAAUAAUGUGCCUGUGCAAACAACAUAGGGCCACUAAUAUUUCAAUUGGUAUUUAAAGCAUUAAUUUCAUGCUGAAGAAGGGGAUUUGGGUGAGAUUUCCGAUAGGGCCCUGAAAGUUUACUGUGUAUUGUGUUCCAAAAAUAAUUCAAUUGCUUUUAAAAUGAAAAA
Aedes albopictus (Asian tiger mosquito) is the source of this 1234-nucleotide messenger RNA. RefSeq lists its product as uncharacterized. The transcript is spliced from 2 exons. The record is from RefSeq and is a predicted model, not a curated record. NCBI's taxonomy places the organism in Eukaryota, Metazoa, Arthropoda, Insecta, Diptera, Culicidae. The coding region runs from base 232 to 936 and encodes 234 amino acids.